ACUAAUAAUUUAUAUGCAUUAGUGACAAAGACGACAAACAGAAAUACUAAAAUAACAUGCAAACAAACAAAACACGUUCAUGUCACUGGCUGAACAACAAAUAUAAAAGUAAAACCAGUUUGGGUUCAAAAAGAAGAAAAACACAUUCCUAUUAUCAGUUACAGGUAGAGAUGGAAGCACACUCCUCCGCACCUACUACCGUCCUCGUCAGCGUCGCCCAGGCGUCCACUGUCUUCCAUGACACUCCCGCCACUCUUGAUUUAGGCGUUACAAUCGAUCAGCUGUCCAUUAUAUUAUAUGUACAUGUAUGUAUGAUUUCAGACAAAGCGGAGAAAUUAUUGGGAGAAGCAGCUAGAUCUGGAUCGCAAUUAGUAUUGUUUCCAGAAGCAUUUGUGGGUGGGUAUCCUCAUUUAUCAGGUUUUGGCUCAGCCAUCGGCGGAAUGUCAGAAGAGGGCAGACAAGAGUUCUGCCAGUAUCGUGCAGCAGCCAUUCAGAUACCUGGUCCUGAAGUGGAUCGAAUUGCAGCAAUGGCAGCAAAGUACAAGGUAAAUGUAGGCAUGGGUGUGGUAGAGAAAGAGGGAUACACUCUGUAUUCGACUCUGCUGUUGUUCGAUUCUCAAGGGCGUCUCGUGGGAAAGCACAGAAAACUGGUUCCUACAGCAGUGGAGCGUAUAUUUUGGGGACGUGGUGAUGGAUCAACGUUUCCAGUUCUUCAGAGUCCUUUUGGAAAAAUCGGUGGCGCCAUUGGUUUGGAAAACAGAAUGCCACUUCUAAGGGCAGCAUUGUAUGCUAAAGGUAUAGAAAUGUAUUGUGCGCCUACAGCAGAUUGCAGGCCAACAUUUCAUGCAACGCUGAAGCACAUUGCUAUGGAGGGCGGAUGUUUCGUGCUGUCUGCUAAUCAGUUUUUGCAGGGGAAAGAUUUGCCACCGCUUUUGUCGGGCGCAGAAGAAGUAAAGCCAGAUUCAGUUGUGAGCAGCGGAGGAAGUACCAUUAUAUCACCCUUUGGAAGGGUUUUAGCAGGACCUAAUCAUGAUGGAGAGGCACUGCUCACAGCAGAAAUAGAUGUUGGAGAAAUAGCAAAGGCGAAGUUCGAGUUCGAUGUGGCAGGGCAUUAUUCAACACCUACGAUUCUGAGCUUGACCGUAAAGGACCAUCCAACUAAAACUGUUACUUUCACAGCUGCAGAAGCAAAAACUGAUAUGUAGCAAUGGGUCGGACUACAGUCCAGCUAGACCGGUCCAGCUCAAGAGAGUGAAAUAUUGUAACCGCUGAAUAAGACAAAAAUGACUUGUUACUUCAUGAGUCAAUGAAGUAAAAAUAUUUUACUCAUUUCAAUAUUUACAAACACAUUCUCAUAAAUAAAGAAAAUGAAUAUAGUCUCUAA
Molecule: messenger RNA, 1384 nt
Organism: Mercurialis annua (annual mercury)
Lineage: Eukaryota; Viridiplantae; Streptophyta; Magnoliopsida; Malpighiales; Euphorbiaceae
Product: bifunctional nitrilase/nitrile hydratase NIT4B-like
Exons: 5
Coding region: 57-1205 (382 amino acids)
Biological process (GO): detoxification of nitrogen compound
Molecular function (GO): nitrile hydratase activity; nitrilase activity
Source: RefSeq, a predicted model, not a curated record